AUGGAUACAGAAAAGACCACCGUCAAUGGGGCGACGUCGCCUCAAAGACAAGUAUUCUUCUUCGACAUUGACAAUUGUCUUUACCCAAGAAGCGCAAAGGUGCAGGAUCUCAUGGCCGAACUCAUCGACAGGUACUUUGUCACACACCUCUCUCUCCCAUGGGAGGACGCCGUACGGCUACACAAGGAGUACUACCAGAACUACGGUCUGGCCAUCGAGGGUCUGGUAAGGCACCACCAGAUUGACCCCCUGGAUUACAACGCCAAGGUCGACGACGCGCUUCCGCUCGACGGCAUCAUCAAGCCUCGGCCCGAGCUCAAGAAGCUUCUGGCCGACAUUGACAGGAGCAAGGUCAAGCUAUGGCUUCUGACAAAUGCAUACUUGAAUCAUGCCAAGCGGGUCGUCCGACUGCUUGAGGUGGAAGAAUUCUUUGAGGGCGUCACAUAUUGCGACUACAGCUCUAUUCCGCUGGUCUGCAAACCACAAACGGACAUGUACCACAAGGCGAUGCGGCAGGCCGGGGUGGAGAAGUAUGAAGACUGCUUCUUUGUUGAUGACUCAUACCAAAACUGCAAAAAAGCACAGGAGCUCGGCUGGACGGUGGCCCACCUUGUUGAGGAUGACAUCCAACCCCCCAAGACUCCAGCCUGCAAAUACCAGAUUCGACACCUGAACGACUUGCGGACGACGUUCCCCCAGUUCUUCAAGACCGACAGCCCCGAGACGAGCUGA
Molecule: messenger RNA, 732 nt
Organism: Canariomyces notabilis
Lineage: Eukaryota; Fungi; Ascomycota; Sordariomycetes; Sordariales; Chaetomiaceae
Product: pyrimidine 5-nucleotidase
Exons: 4
Coding region: 1-732 (243 amino acids)
Biological process (GO): pyrimidine nucleobase metabolic process; nucleotide catabolic process
Molecular function (GO): nucleotidase activity
Source: RefSeq, a predicted model, not a curated record